This is a messenger RNA of Dunckerocampus dactyliophorus (ringed pipefish), 22149 nucleotides long. Its product is annotated as caspase-9-like. The coding region runs from base 734 to 2062 and encodes 442 amino acids. Gene Ontology annotation, cellular component: cytoplasm. The transcript has 10 exons. Lineage: Eukaryota; Metazoa; Chordata; Actinopteri; Syngnathiformes; Syngnathidae. Gene Ontology annotation, biological process: proteolysis; intrinsic apoptotic signaling pathway in response to DNA damage; apoptotic process. The record is from RefSeq and is a predicted model, not a curated record.
AUUCUUUGUUUGAUUUGUUUCCUAUACUUCAACUUUUUUCCUAUAAUAUUUCAACUUUAUGCAAUUUUUUUCCGUUAAUAUAAUGACCUUCAUUCCAUCAUAUCACCUACAUCCUACAGCAACUUCACCGGUUCCCGGUCCAUUAGAGAAUAAAGUACAAACUCCUUCUCCAUACAGUACUUUCAAGGCUUCCACAGCCUCAGUCCUCCAUACCUGACUGACCUGCUCCACAUUGCCACUCCAGCUCGCUCCCUCAGAUCCUCCUCCUCCCUUCACCUCGCUGUACCCUCUGCCCGCCUCAGCACCAUGGGGAACAGAGCUUUCAGCCGCUCUGCUCCCAAACACUUUUACUAUGAGUAUAUUUGAAAUCAGUUACCUUUGAGUUACUGAAGUCAUGUUUAGACCUGUACUUUUACUUGAGUAACAUUUCAACAAAAUAACCGUACCUUUACUUGGGUACAAUUGGUGUGCGCUCUUUCCGCCUCUCCUCGUAACACAAUGUCACAGUCGUAGCUAUGAAAGCAGUAACACUAAGUCACCGAUAGGAGGCGGAAAUGUUCUCACUCUGACGGAAAACGCAGCAGAAGAAGAAACACGGCGUUCAGCCAUAAAAAAAACAAGCCUCUUAACGAGGAAGUACUUAUCCUCCGCAAUACAAUAAUUGACAUUAAAUUAGUUUUAUUAAAACCUUCUUUUAAAGUCACAUUUUGUGAACGUUGGCACUAAAUGGAGAAUGGAGGAAAGUCACAAGAAGGUUCUUCAGCGGUACAGGAUAAAUAUUGUCACUGGUUUGGAUCCAUCGGGCGUCUUAGACCGUCUAUUGGAGAAAGGUGUUUUUACUCAAGACAUGAUCGAUAAAAUAAAAAGCUCGGGAACAAGACGGGACCAAGCCAGGCAGCUGUCCCGGGACCUGGAGACCCAAGGAAGUCGGGCCUUCCCACUGUUUUUGGAAAGUCUUCAUGAGUCAGAGCAGCACGGUCUGGCAGAGCUUCUCCAAAGUGGAGCACCAGCAGUUCAGGGGUCAGCAUCCAACCGCCUCGUACGCCCUGUUGUUCGGACUCUUCCAGUGUCAUCUGCAAUGGAUUUCCAGAAGCAGAUAAAGUCUAUUACAGCUGUCCAUCCAGUGCAGACCCCGACAUUAUCACCUGAGAGGGAGAACCUACAAUCUCAAACCCAGGCCAGAACCCGCAUGCAAGGCAGGACCCGACGGGAUAGCCUUCAAAGCUACAAAAUGGAUUCCAGCCCGUGCGGACACUGCCUCAUCAUUAACAAUGUGGCUUUUGAGCCACAGAGUGAGCUGAGUGACCGCUCAGGGUCGAACAUCGACUGUGACAAGCUGGAGAGAAGAUUCCAAGCGCUUAACUUUAUGGUGGAAGUCAGAACAAACCUGAAACAAAGGAAAAUCAAGCAAGAACUGUUAGAUUUGUCAAAGAAGGACCAUUCUCCAUAUGACUGCUGUGUGGUCAUCAUUCUGUCUCAUGGCACCGAGGUGAGUCACAACAGAUUCCCCGGUGCUGUGUAUGGUGUCGAUGGACAGUACGUUCAAGUUCAGCAUAUCACAAACUACCUCGACGGGAAACACUGUUCAUCCCUGCAGGGAAAACCCAAGCUUUUCUUCAUCCAGGCAUGCGGAGGAGGGGAAAAAGACAGAGGCUUCGAGGUGUCUGAUGAGGUCGAACCAUCGAAUAGUGGAGAGGAUGACCAGACGGAUGCCAUCCCUAUGUCAUCCAGCAGCGACUCACUGAGCAUGUCUGAUGAACCUGAUGCCAGAGCCACACUGCCCACCCCAAGUGACAUUCUGGUGUCCUACUCUACUUUUCCUGGCUACGUGUCUUGGAGAGACACUCAAUCCGGCUCCUGGUACAUCGAGACGCUGGAUCGCAUCCUUGAGGAAAAUGCUGCUACUGAUGAUUUGGUCACAAUGUUAAUGAUGGUUAACCUCGUAGUCUCUCAAAACUCUGCCAAAGGGAUCUACAAGCAAAUGCCAGGUUCCUUUAACUUCCUCCGCAAACUUCUUUACUUUCAAACACUGAGCAAAAAUUCACUUGGACAGAAAAAAUAAAAUACUGUGUGUGUUUUUAGCAGUGGGCAGCUCAGUGAUGUAGUGGUUAGCAUGUCUGCCUCAAAGUCUGGCAGUCACGUGCGGUCAGGGGAGCUGGGUGAGGCAGAGCCUCUGUAUUUUCUGUAUGAUUCCCAUCGUUUAUAACAUUUUCUCGAGUAAAGAGUGCUGAAUUUGACCAUUUCCAGAUCAAAUACAUAAAUGCAGAAACCUAAGACGAGGCGGCUGCAAACACUCUUCUCAGCUUAGUGCGCACCCCAGCUUACCAUCUGAAAUGAGUGCACUCAGAUGGUAAGAGUUGGAUCAGGGCACCUGCCAGUGCCUGUCAACAUGUUUCCAAUAAUGUAUUGUUGCAGAAACAUUUAUUAUACGCCAUGGCUUUAUGCAACUUGUGUAAUGUCUUUCAUGUAAUUGUUACAUCAUUAUUUUUGCUAAUCGGACAAUAAUACACACAAAAAUGUCAUAUUUGAGGCGCUUGCAAUACACUUCCCAUCCUGAAGGGGUCAGGGCGUGUGUGAGCUGGAAGGUGCUUGUCACUGCCGUCCUCCUUUUUUUUGGACAGCAGCUCCAGUUGCAGCACGUCAAAUGCAAGAUAUUUUAGGCUCUGCUGAAUGAAUGAAUUUUACUACCAAGAUGGAGGAUUAUAUACCCAAGCUCACCAGGAGGUGAUCGGACUUGCACAACAAGUAUCAGAUAUUUUCCUGGAGAAGGAUCGUGUGCAUUUACAUUAUCGGGCAACAGUAAGACCACAAAUGUGCCAUGUGAUUGACAGACACCCUGACAACCAGUCCAGGGUGUACCCCGUGUCUUGCCUAAAGUCAGCUGGGAUAGAUUCCAGCUCACCUGCAACCCUGAAGAGAAUAAGCGGUAUAGAAAAUGGAUGAAUGCAACAGUGGUGUGUGAUUUUUUUUAUACGCUAUAUAUUUUUUUUAAUUCAAAGAAUGUAAAUACUGAUGAGUCCAGGAUGUACUGAAAAUAGCUGGGAUAGGCUCCAGCAUACCCAUGACCCUAGCGAGGACAAGCGGUAUAGAAAAUGGAUGGAUGGAUGUAAGUACAUAUUAAUGGCUGCAUUUAUUGAUUACGACGUAUUUUGUACAUUUUCCAACAGUAUAUGGUAAUACAGUAAUUCCUUGAAUUUAUGUAACUUAAGCAGUAUAUUUUAUGCCAGUCACACUGUACUUUGCUGAUGUUGAUUUUGUGAAGCAGUGUCAAUUUUACCGUAUGUAUGUACUGUAAAUAUUUAGGUCUUUGAUUGGACACACUUUCAUAUCACCAUCCCAGCCAAUUCAAGUGCUUUUUAUGGUAACUUUUUACGGAGCUGGAAUAUUACAGUUCUAUUGUUGGGUUCAAAAUAAAAGCUCUGAAAGGAUAAUACCUCAUGAUGUUCUUUGGCAUAUUUGUUUUUUUCAACAGUGGCAGCUUGCGGAAGGGGGGGGGGCAUCUUGUUGAUAACUCGGCUUUACUUCGGCAUCUUCUAAUUGUGACGGCAUUCACACAUAAAUUUAGAAAUUACAUUUCUGCACUUUAUAUAUUUUUUCCUCUCCCAUCAACAUUUUCAUCGAGGCACCCUGUUCUCUUGAACAAUGUCUGAACUCACUAAUUUAACUCCACGUUUAUUUAGCACGUGUUUUUCCCCUUUUUUUUUUUUAAUUUCCUUUCAGUCAUCACUGAUUAAUGUGUCUAUUGUCACACAUUCUCUCUUCUUUUCCCUCCGUGUUGGAAAAUGGUCACAUUUAAACAGGAUGUCAACAGACUGUCAGGAAUUGUGGGGACAUGGAGAAGAGAGUAAAAAAUAAAAUAGCUUUGCUUAUUCCUACAGCUUUUUGCACAUGUUGAAUUAUGCAAGUCAAUUAAUUCAUUCAUUCAUUUUCUGCACCGCUUGUCCUCACUAGGGUGGCGGGGGUAUGCUGGAGCCCGUCCCAGCUGACUUCGGGUGACAAACGGGUUACACCCUAAACUGGUGGCCAGCCAAUCGCAGGGCACGUGUACACUCACAUUCUAUCAUGCAUACUUUGGAAUGUGGGAGGAAGCCGCAAACAUGCAAACGCCACACAAAGUCGCCCAAAACGGAGAUACGAACCCAGAUCUCCUGACUGUGUGGCCAACAUGCUCACCACUGUGCGAGUCUAAUCAUAUGCUUUACCUUAAUAUAACUUGUUAAGCAUAUCUGAAAAAAAAUAAACCCAUGAUGCUGCAAUUAUUCAAGCAGUCAAGAUGAAACCACAACAUACACAUUGAACUUUGAUAAAAUAGAGUAUUUUCAUAACAAAUAUACAUAAACUUCAGUUUAUCAAGCAUGUUGAUGCCAAGUUGUUACACAAUUAUUUGUCCACAACUGACGUGUUUGCCCUUAUAUUCUUCUUACCUGUCUAUGACAUUUGGUUUUAUCGUAUUAGGAACAAAUAUUGUGUCACCUUUUUACAUGCAAACUAGUCCGUUUGCCCUGUACUGUAUUGUUCCAUAAAAUUUCACUAAAAGUGCUCAUACAAAGCGCCUAAUGUGCUGCUGACUAACUGUCAGUGCAUUUUUUAUUGCACGCGCCUGCUAAAUAAACUGCCAUGGGGCCACAGGAAGUUGCGAGUGCCAGCAAUUAGACAAAGGAGAGAAACACUAUUGAACUGGAUCUUGCCAGGAUUUAAAGGACAUCCGCAUCAACAAUAAGUUCCAUCCUUUCGGCAUUUAUAAUUAUUUUGUAUAAUUUUCUGCAUGUAAAACUAUAAUUAUUGAUUAUAUAAAAUGCUUUUUUGGUAAUAUUUUUGUGUGUCUGAGCAGAUUAAUUGGAUUUACAUUUUUUCCUUUGGGAAAAAUUGCCACUGUUUUGGUCUGACCCUUUUAAACUAUUUAAUCACGAAAAUCGAGGUACCACUGUACAUACAUUUUAAAGUGCAUGCAGACUUAUAUGACGCUGCUGGAUGCUGACCACUCAAAUGCAGUUAUCAACACUCAAACAAGGUGUGUCAGGCCGCCGCUUCCCUCAGCUCACUGUGAUUUGUUUUAUCUUUGUUUUAUUGUUUGUCACGAGGACCGUCGACUCUCUGCUGGCGUAUUACUGUCAGGAAUUACUGAAAAUCCACAACAAUGUGGCCGCCUGUGCAAAACACGAGUACUGGGGGCCAAACAAACCAAGUCCCUCUUACCUGACUGGCGUGCCAAAGUUCCUGCUGCGAGUGGAGGCCUUGCUUCCCCGCUGACACUUGGGAGCACGGGGUGGCUUUCUAGUGAAGCUCAAAUCGUGGCUGGCACUUUCCCCCAAGGUGGUGCGGUUCCCACAAAAUAUUCCACGGUAACAUGAGGAUUGUUUUCCCCGCCACGUCUCUCGCGGCAUGCUCACUGCCUGGUUGGUGCCCAUCAUUGGACAACACGAGGAGCGUCGUACGCUCCGCCUGCGGUGCCCUCCUGGAAAUUCAGGCGGCAUGAAUCCCGGAAACCUCUGGCUGCUGAGCCGGGCAGCUCCGACGGCUGUUAAAGUUGCAACAAAGUGUGCGCUGGUGAAUGCAAAGUCAGUCUCAAAACGUUUACGCUCCAGGACCUCUUCAAAUUGCACUCUUUGGAUUUACAAUUUCACUGAGACCUGGAUUAAUGCCGGUGAGUCCGCUGCCUUCUCUGAACUGUUGCCUCCCGGUUGUGCCUUCAUUAACAGGCCAAGAAUUACUGGCCUUGGAGGAGGUAUUGCUACUGUUUUAAAAACGUCUUUUCACCACAAGCCAUUGUUGAUGGUGUCUUUCUCCUCAUUUGAGUUGAACUGCGACAGACUGAGCCAGUCAUUUACAGACGACCCAAACACAACAAAGAUUUUAUUAAGGAGUUUUCUGACUUUAUCGCUGCUUUGCUGAUAAAGUAUGACAAGUUUAAUUGUGGGUGAUUUUAAUGUUAAUGUCUGCUGCUCUUUUAAACCAAUGGUGAAAUACUUUUUGGAAUUGGUGGAGGCCUUUAAUUUGAUACAGAAUGUCACUAGACAUACACAAAUGCACGGACACACUUUAGACCUCUUAUGUCUUAUGGACUUCCUGUUGAUAACGUCUUUUUGAGCAGUGCAGCAUUGUCAGACCAUAGUCCGGUCAUGUUUGACUUUGAUUUAAACUAGAAUACAACACUACCUAUUACUGUAUGCCAUGGCCGUUUAAUCAAGCCUGGCACGGCCACUGCUUUUGCCCCUCUGUUCACAAUUGCAGCGCAGGCUAAAACGACCCCUGACGCUGCUCUAAACACUGAGCAGCUCAUAAACUGUUUUACUUCUACCUGUGCUGAUGUCCUGGACAGUUGUCCUGGGACAUCUACAGGGAAACAGGAUGUGUUGUUGUCAAAACCAUAUACGUAGAUGCCGCAUCGAACGCUGAGCCUUACGUCAACGUCGCCGCCAUAUUGGAUGUGGCAAGGCUGCGCUGUAAGUGAAUACAAAUAGAUGUACUUACUUUCAUAAAGCGCCUUUCUACAAAGACAUUUCAGUUAAUGCCUCUCGUUUAUACAUUCACACACACACUAAUAUACUUGGGAAGAAGUUGCAACAGUUGGAAACAAUGUAUUUGAGCUUCUCAGAUGGCUAAGCAAAAACUUUAUUGAUCCCGCACAGUAGUAAUUCACAUUACAUCAGCUAUAGAGCACAAAGUACUGCGAAAAACCAUACACAGUAUACAUACAUACAAUAGUUUUAAUGCAAUAAAAUCAGAAUAUAAAAUAAGAACAUGAAAGUUAUCAAUCAAAAUAAUAAUCAGCAAAAUAAACAAUACCCUUUUAACUAAAAAUAAAUUAAAUCUUUCCAAGAAUAACAUUAAUCAAGGCAAAGGAAACACACAUGCAUUCUUAUUAUGGUUGCUCCGAUCGAUCGGCCACCGAUCAGCAAUGGCCGAUUUCCGUGAAAAAGCACGGUAUCGACAUAUCCCUAUACUUGAUUUUAAAUGCCGAUCAGCUCCGCCUCCAUUGCAGGAGCCAGCCUAUAGCGAUGUGUAUGUCUCCUGCCCACUUUCCCUUCACAAAGCCGAAACAAGCAUGUCUGCAAGGUGGGACUCCCUGUCCUUGUGAAAGUGAUGUAAGUUUUUUUCACUGCAAAACACACCUUUUAGCAAAACUUUUUAGUUUGGUGCGGCAUUUGGGGGACGGGCACUUGGCAGGGUGUGGUGAGUUUUCGUGUUUCGGGGCGUGAUCGUCGGUCGGGCGGCUGCGAAUUAGAACGGUUGAGGAAACCGGGUUUGCCGACUUCCUGUGGGUCCUGCUGUAGCACCAUCAAGCUGCUCUUGCAUCUAAAGGCUCCUUAAAGAAGGCGUCUGAUCCGCGAAGUUUCACUGAAGUUUUUUGUAUUAAGAUGUAAACUUUGGAGCUAAUGGGGCACUGGUACCAUGGCUGCAGAAAGUAUUGCAGCAGCUUCUUGUUUAGUUUUUAGAGUAUACGACACUGUAUCAUCUGCUUAUUUUGGUAGUUGAACACACAUCUGAUAAGUGAUUGACAUAAAGGCUGAAUAAGAUUGGGCCUAAUAUUGAGCCUUGUGGAACUCCAGCGGGGCAAGUAAGAUAAGUUGACUGAAAAUGUCCUAUUUGUACAUCUUGCUUUCUAUCUCCUAGAUAUAAUUGCGUCCAGCCACGGGCUCUUAUUGAAAAGUUAAAAUGAGUACAUUUUGAAACAGGCACACCUUUUUCUUAGCUGCUUAAUGAUUUUUUGCUUUAUUUUGCCAGUUUUAUUUCAUACUUUGUUUCUACAAUGUGCCGUUCACAGGUCCAAAAAACGCCGUCCACAAAUGGCCCACGGGCGGCACUUUGGACAUCCCUAGUUUACAUAUUUCACAGGGAGGGGGACGUGUUACAAAUGAGCCUGUCCGUGCUGUUUAUUCGUAGCACUAUCACUAAAUGACCCUCACUAUAAGCAAAGGGUGGAUACAGGCACACACACCGGUUCGAGGAGGUAGCUCCGGCGGCAAGCCUCUUGUGAGGAUUACACAGUAAAUGCAUGGUGAAGGAAACACUUCAUUGCAUCUUUUAAUGCGCGGCGCGCGGGAAUUCAAAGCGUUUGUUUAAUUGUUUAUUUUUACUAGUUUUAGUUUGUGCAGCACUUUGGAGGCUGUGUUUAUAAAAUGUGGUAUGUAAAUAAAGUGGAUUGGAUUGGACUGCAAGUGAACCUAAUUAUCAGUGCUUUUUCAAUGAUGCUGCAAAAAUGUAGCUCAAUGUUCAUGUGGAGUUUUGGGAAUUAACUGCAAAGAAAUGGAGAUACUAUAUGAAUGAAAUAAAUGGUGGAUUUAUUUUAGUGUCUGUACUUUUGGGGGAAUACUCUUUUACUCUCACCUGGGUAUCUGAAAGACAAGAGGAUGUCCCACCACUGGAAUGGGCAGCCAGUUCGGAUGCUUCUGGUGAACUACAGUAUCUAAGACCAACCUCUCCAAAGACAUCCCUAACUUAGCAGUCAUUUUGUAGUCUUAACUAAAGAUGAAAAUUGCAGCACUAAAAAUACAUUUGCCACAAAGUAAGAAUAAAAUAUGCAUUUAUGAAAGGGGAAAUUAAAUUAAACUGUUUUUAGUGACCCUUGACCUGUUAAUGUAACUUUUUUAAACCACAAAUAAUUAUGAAAACAAUAAAACAAUGAAUAAAUCAGUUAACCUUUUUUAACAGUUUAUGUUGUCAAAACAGUAAAUAUAAUAGAGAGGUGUACAUAGCGUAUUUGGUAAGUACUUCCACACCUUUCUGCUCCACCCAUAGACACACAUCCCAUCACCACAGUAACGGUGAACUGGACCCAACAUUUCAUUGUUACUUCUAUCAAAAUGAAAAUAAAGAAUUGAAAUUAAAACACAAAGCAAGGAAAACUCAGGUGCAUGACCAACAUAAAAAAUGUAUAGUAACCUACAGAUCUCAAUAGCAAACAUGCUAUGGAAGCUUUCCCGAUACGUUUAUGGAGCACUGUCGGGCAAAUUCUCAGGAUCUGCAAAAAACACAUAAAUACAUUUUUACAAUUGCAAUAUAUAAAUAUUUUUGGUCAUAUAUGACCAAGUGCCCCGCUAUUCUGAGACCACCAGUAAAUAGUGAAAAACUGCUUUUCAAAAAUUCAUCAGUUAAUGAUUGCAGUUUUGUGGUUGACUAUGGCCCAUCAUUAGUCAAAAAAUAUUGGAAUAUAAAUUAUAUGUAGCAUUCCGGCAACUAAGCGUCAGUAAUGGCACAAAAUGUUGAUGAGACAUGACAUUUCAUUACAUUACCAUCAUAUUGCAUGUAGUCAGCCAUGGCAUGUCUGACAUGAUUGAGUGAAAAUAAGUUUUCCUCCUGGUACAUGUGGAAGUGGUAGACGUUUUUGGCUUCUUACUUCUCUUACUCCGUUUGAAACCCUUUCUCAAGUUUAGAAUAAAUAAUUUGGAGGCUAACUAGUUAGCUCACUAGCAUGCUAUGCAGCUGUGGCCAUCUCUUGUGUCCCUGCAGUGAUCCUGGAUUAGCAAUGUGGUGUAAACAAAGAAUAAUAGGGGUGUAAAGGUGACUAUAGGGUGUUAUUUCAUGUCUACAGGGCCCAAAUAAUGGUAAAAAAAAGUAUUUAGAAAGUCAUAAACAUGUUUUCUACUGUAUGUUCUAACUGCAAAAAUAUUCCGUUUAUUAAUAUUGAAUCCUAUUUCACAGAUAUUCACUUAAGUGAUAAACAAGGGACGACUGUAACUGAGAUGGCCAUAAGAACGUUGAUGUUGACGUUCUCCUCCAAUUUCGGAUCAACAUUUGCAAUAUACUGUGACUGUUGUAAUUAAGUGGGAAAAUACUGUAUAUGUUACAAAUACUGUAGUAUUUGUACAGUAAUUUUUGGGAAGCUGACAUUUUUGAUAGGCUUUCUUAUCAAUGUCCAAUAUUGUCCAGCACUUCAUUACCGAUAACGAUAUCAACCGAUAUCAAUGUGGGCAGCAGCUCUUCCUUCUAAUUAAUGUUUUGUAAUGAAUGGACACAUUAUGCUUCUUUUACGAUGAUGCCACUGGAUGCAUUUCACAAAUAAACGUUUGUGCAAAAUAAGACAAAUACUGCUAUAUGCAAAACAAGUUAUAGAAAAAGUGCCAAAACGCUGCUUGUGAUUCUGAGUGAUUCGUCCUGAGGUGUGAUAUCAGACGCCUUACUGUCCCAGGGCUCUACUAUACUGUAUGUCAUGUCCCACAUGGCAGGUUGGACUUUAGUUUUGGUUUUCACAUUGUUUCUUGGUUUGUGCUUUUAUAUUGGUUUACUCUUUCCUGUUUGGCACAAUGUGUAGCAACUUUGUGGUCGCUGCAAAGCACGUGCAGCGCUACUAUUUAGGCGGACAAAAAGCAAAACAUAAAACUUUACAGUGAUUACAAAUUCCAUAUUUGCAAUCUGAAACUUGAAAAUAAUUCCAGACCGCUGACAUACUGAGAAAGCAAGCUUUGUUGCUCUGUGUAGCAUGUCAUCACACGUAUUUCGAUAUCAUUAUCAGCAGAAAAAUCGAUACUGAUGUGAUCCAAAAUCUAAUUUUUAUGCCGAUAUUGGGAUAAAAAUAUCCCUGUUUGAGCGAGGGCAUUUUAUGGUGACCAGGCAGUAAUUAUGAUGAACAGGGAAACUAAUUAAACAGACAAAAAAUGUUUUGCAUAUUCAUUGAUUAUUUGGUUAUGAAAUCAAAAUAACUGAAAGCAGAGCUGUCAGUAGAUAAUUCAGCAAUGAUGUCAUCGAGGUUUGACAUGCUGAAGGGAGAGUGACAUUACGUGAAGAUGUGGGGGAGAUCCCCUCAAUCCUACAGGCGAGGAGCCUUUGCACAAACAGGCUUCAUUACGUGGCACCGGGCAUCACUGACACGAUCUGCAAAGUGAAAGAAUUUACUGACUGCAAAAUGCUUCAGUGAUUUUUCCGGCAUCAGGGGCUGGUAAUAACACAACUGUAGUAUAUUUCUACAAACUUAAAGACAACAUUUUCAGAACAAGACACCAUCAAGAUAACAAGAAAAAUAAUGUUUACCCUCUCAGUUAAAUAUGCCUCGCACACAUAUUAAAUUAUAAAAUGCGUUGAUACUACUGAGAAUGAAAGGUGACCGAUCAAACAGAUCAGAGUCACGGUCUAGCCUUUAGCCUGGUCGUCAGGCUAAUGCUACAAACGCGCUUUCGUUUGCUGUGUCUAGCGGUUUUACAUGUCUCCACUGCUUUGCAGACUGCUGGGUCAUCUUGCACUGACGUCACGUCGUAACUGUUAUGUUCAUACAUGGGUGUGUGGGCUGUUAUGGGUUACUGGUACUUUAAGGUUUGGCCUUCAUGUGUAACUCUUAUCUUAAAGUGUGGAAGUGACGUAAAAGCCGUUAAGCAUACUCUAUGUUGCGGCAUGGCACCGCUGGCUGAAGUCGUUUGACAACAUUUUGAUGACUUUGGCAAACUCAGACUUGCCUGACGCUGUGUGUGCUGCUGUAUCAUUGUCUUGGUCAGGAUAGCCAGCAAAUUCUCGCCACGGCCACAUUGCUGCAGGUGCAUUUCUGCACGGGGAAGAGCCACCGAAUGCCGUUUUGAGCCCAGCGCACGUGUGAGCUGUUGGCGCACAUUGUCUCAGCGCUGCGCAAGCUGGUGAGACACUGUGAUUUGGUGCAGCUGGAGGACAGUCUGAUUUUUUACCAGAUCAUUGAAAAAAUGUCCUGCAGCCAGCUUAGAGAGAGGCUAUUACUGGAGCCAGAUUCAUUGACAUCCAUGGAUGCUCUCAACAUAGGAAAGCGUCUGGAGGCGGCACUGUCGGAGGCGCGCAAAUUCAGCUGGGUGGUGCACGAGCGUGUGACGUAACUGCCAUCGCCGCUGGUCCAGAACGUCGCCCUGUACUGCACAAAUUGCGGCUCCUCUGACCAUGCUAUGGUACAUCAGAUGCGCCCUGCCCGAGAAAAGCAUUGCCAGAAUUGCAAUAAAAGGAACCACUUCGCACGUGUGCAUCUCCCUCCCCCUGCUGGCACUGACACCACUGCUGUCCCUGUCAACAGUGUCGAGCAUACAUACAUUUUUCAAGUACCUCACAUGCGAAGUAAUUGGACAACCCAUCCAACUGUUGGUCGACUCGGGUGCAAAGACGUCCCUUUUAAGGAAGCCCACCUUUGACCCUUUCUUCAACCACGUGUCAUUGAAAGCAACAACUGAGCCCUUGUCAGGUUACGGCCAUGCCCCCAUCAGAGUUCUGGGCGUGGCCCAUCUGUCAGUUACCUACGAGUGCCAAUGUGCCCCCCACACAACGUUUCAUGUCAUGUCAUGUCAUGGGGCUGCCUCUGUUGCAUGCCAUAGGACAGACGCACGUAGCCAGGGGGUUCUCCAAGUGGAUGCCUCAUGGCCUGACCUGUGUCGCUGGCCUGUAUUACCAACGUAGUUGAUGGUCUUAAGCCUUCUCCCUCUCCGCUUUUUUAAGGAGGUGUGGGCAACUAUUGGCCCCUAUGUUUGUAACAUCAUCAACAGCAGCCUGUCCUCUGGUAUUGUCCCUUCCUUUUGUAAAAAAGGCUGUUGUUGAACCUUUGUUUAAAAAAACGGGUCUUAAUCCUUCAAUUUUAUCAAAUAAUCGGCCUAUUUCUAAACUAUCUUUUUACGUCAAAGAUUUUAGAAAAAAGUGUUCUUGCACAGAUGCAGCCUUUUUUUUAGAUGAAAAUGGGAUUUUAGACACUUUUCAGUCAGGUUACAGGGCCUUUCAUAGCACUGAGUCUGCACUUUUUUAAUGACUGAUUCUGGUGGUUCAGCCAUUUUAGUGCUUUUAGACCCGGCUGCUGCUUUCGAUACAGUGGACCAUACUAUUCUUUUAUCUCGCUUGGAAAACUGUGUGGGUGUCAGGGGGCCUACCCUUGAGUGGUUUAGGUCUUACUUAAGAUACCUUACUGUGGGACUUGGGGACUCCACCUCGUCUACCGCCCCCCUUGACUGUGGAGUCCUCCAAAGGAUCAAUUCUGGGGCCCAUCCUAUUUACUCUAUACCUGAUCCCACUUAGUACAAUAUUUAGAUAGCAUGGCAUCUCCUAUCACUUUUAUGCAGAUGGCUGCUAGAUUUACUUACCUCUUACAAGAAAUGGCCAUGCCCCCCUGACAACCCUUCUUGAGUGCUUAAGCGACGUCAAGGUCUGGUUGGCUCAAAAAAUUUUAAAGCUCAAUGAGGGGAAGACAGAAGUUAUCCUCCUUAAUAAUAGUGACCACCUCUUGGACUUGGGCCCCAUCAAGAACCAAGUCAGUUCCACAGCCACCAGCCUUGGCGUCAUAAUCGACGGUGGUAUUAAAAUUAAUAAACAAAUCAACGCCAUUGUAAAAUCCUGUUUUUAUCAUCUUCAGCUUCUAUCCAAAGUUAAGCCGUUUUCAUCAUUGUGACAUUCCGAACAAGCCAGGCACACUUUUAUUUUGUCACGAAGGACUACUGUAAUGCACUAUACUCUGGAAUAAGCUAUAAAUUACUCUCUCACUUACAAUUAGUCCAAAACUCUGCAGCAUGGCUUUUAACAGGAACCAAAAAGAGGGAGCACAUUACCCCAAUUUUAGCCUCCCUGCACUGGUUUCCUGUGCGUUUUAGAAUUGAUUUUAAGAUUUUAUUGUUUGUUUUGAAGGCGUUGAAUGGGUUGGCCCCGCAGUACAUCUUGGACCUCAUCCAAAUUUACAGUCCAGCGCGCACAUUGAGGUCCGAAGGCCAGCUCCAAGUGGUGGUGCCUAAAACGAGACUUAAGACCAGGGGAGACCAGGCCUUUUCCGUAGUUGGCCCAAAGCUGUGGAACACUCUCCCCUCUCAUGUAAAAACGGCCCCCGCAAUUGAAAGCUUUACGUCUCCAACUUGGUGGCGGAAAUCCUGGUAAUGGCCGUCACAGUCAUGACACAGCGGUCAGGGUGAACCCUAUCGACCCCGGAGGAAGGUCAGUACGGUGGUCACCCUGACGGAGUUGCAGCAGUCUUCAGCAGGAGGAUGAGGUUAUCACCAAGCUCCAUACUUAUGUUAGGAGGGCUGGCCGGCCAAGGUGGAGGACAGCCUACUCCCUUAUCACAGAGAGCAGGGCGAACGCUCCUGUUGGGGUUGGUGUGUCUGGCCUAUGUACACCGCAAGCACAUUCAGGUCGGAGCACCUGCACACUCCCGGUUCUUGCUGGUUGUGCACAACGCAGGCAUUUGACCCAAGCUCCGCCAGCACACCCACCAUUACAAACCGACUGGAUAAGCUGUUUGGUCGCUGGGGCUUGCCCAGGCCAUCACAACAGACAAUGGUACCCAAUUCACCUCGGCCAAGUUUGAGAACUUGGAAUCAAAGCCUGCCUGGAGGAGGGGCAGACAUUCAGCAGAGCGUUAACCAUACCCUUUUGACCUUUCGGGCAUCUAAGCAACCGCUUCAGGGGAGUCAGUGGAAUUGCCCAUGACUAGCUGGGAACUGAGGCAACCGCUGGACUGUUUGAGGGUGGAGACAGCCCCUGCACAGAAGUGACCAGCACCACGGGCGGCCAGAGCCCAGGUCCGAGGCUCACAAGCCAAGAUGAAGGCCCGUUUUCUUUGCAUAGAGUUCGGCUCCCCUCCUUGUCGGCAGGGGACUGGGUGUUGGUAAAAUACCCUAACCGCCAGAAGAAGCUGGGAACCUGACUGGUCGGAGCCACUCAGGGUGACUCGACGAGCUUUCAACUGGAGGAUGGAUCUGGUUGGUAGGCAAAUCGCCUAAAGCAGGUUCCAGCUCCAGUGGACCCUCCUCCAUGCCCAACUCCAGUGGCAGUUCAUGAGUGGUUGGCCAGGCCCAGAUGUCACCGUGACGGUGGCGGCGGGCUGCCAGCUGUGGAUGACUGGCCAGGGCGCCCACAGCGAUCCAGGGCCCCACUGGUCUGUCUGGAAAAUGAGUGGGCGGGGUCAUUGUAUGUUUUCUAUGGGGGGAAUUUUAUCUUCAGAUGUGGUUGUGUGGACUGUUGUUAUAUUUUACUGGUCCUUUAAGGCUUGGUCACCAGGUGUAACUGUUAUCGUACAGUGUGCAAGUGAAGUAAAAGGCAUUCCUUAUUUAUUUUAUUUUUUUGUAUUUACUAACUGUUACCAAUUUAGGGUGUAUGAUAUGUGUUUUCUUGUGGGAAAAACGCCUAUUUUUGGAGAUUUAAAAAAAAAAGAUAAAUUAAUUAAUACAGUAUAAUUUUUUACCAGAAAUCCAUGAAUUUGCAGAGUCGCAAAUGUUGAAUGGCGAAUAUGCGGGGAGCCACUAUAAAUGUAAUACAAUGAAUUAGCAUGUUGGCCACACAGUCAGGAGAUCGGGAAGAUCUGCGUUCGAAUCUCCUUUGGGCAUCUGUGUGGAGUUUGCAUGUUCUCUCCGUGCGUGCGUGGGUUUUUUCCAGGUACUCCGGUUUCCUCCCACAUUCCCAAAACAUGCAUGUUAGGUUAAUUAAGUUAACUGGCGACUCUAAAUUGUCCAUAGGUAUGAAUGUGAGUGUGAACGAUUGUUUGUCUUUUUGUGCUCUGCGACUGGUUGGCGACCAGUCCAGGGUGUACCCCGCCUCUCGCCCGAAAUCAGCUGGGAUAGGCUCCAGCAUACACGCAACCCUAGUGAAGAUAAGUGGCACAGAAGAUGGAUGGAUGGAUGAAUUAAAAACAUAAAGCUACGUACUGUAUAUCCCAUGCAGCACAAACAUAAAGUUCAAUAGUCAUGCAAUUGUGCUUUCUCAGUUAAACAAAAAUAUUUAUGCUAAUCCAACUUAAUUUUCAAAUAAAUCGGUCACAAGAAAACAAAUAUUUUGGUUCAAUUGUAAAUAUGAGUGGUCAAACACCUGCAGCCCACGAGCCAUAUACGGUCCAUGAGAGCACUUGAUCGUGCCCACCACUGGAAUAAAAGGAUUAGGAUCCAAGGACCCAAUAAAAACUUAUAUGAAAAAGGUUCCUUGCCCAUGAUUUAAGAUCAUGGUGCAAAAGCAAAUACCCUAAAAGGACAUCUUAGUAACUUAGCACCAGUCAAAAUCUAGCCGAGAGAUGCUAAAUACUAGUAGGCUGCAAACUACUUACUUUCACAUGCAUAGACAACGUCCAGGUACUUGUAGGUGCCUCCACAGGGGUCUCCAAAGACUCCAUUGCUCGCUCUGAUGGUGCAGCUGUUUUUCCCAUUGCAACUAUUGAACAAAGAGGAAAUGUUGGCUUAUAGGAAAUUAGCACAUUUCAGCAAAAGGUAUUUUAUAAUCUUUGUUGUAAUUGUUUAGCAAACAUGUUAUCUAGCUAUUUAAUUGUUUUGAAAAUCAUUUCAGAAGAAUCUUCACUCAUCAUAUUGAAUCAGUAUGUUGGCUGGUAAGAAAGUGGCAAAAUAAGUUUAUGUUACACAUGUGAAUGAAAAAUAUUCACCAUUAAAAUGUAAAAAAUUAAUGAAAAUAGCAACUCUUUUAAAUAAAUACCCCUUAGCUUAACUUCUGAGAGUCUUUUGACACUGCGUUGUAUUACAUUGUUUCCUGAGGUCUAUCACGACCUCGAGUUGGUAUUUAGUAAGGAUAGAGCACAGAGCCUUCCUCCUCAUCGACCUUAUGACUGUGCCAUUAAGUUGCUUUCGGAUGCGCCAUUGCCUAAUGCCAAAUAAUACCAUGUUUCUGGUCCGUAGCAGCAGGCGUUAAAAGAUUACAUUUCCUCCUCACUCGCCGCAGGACUCACCCGCCCCUCAUCCCCUCCUCUCGGGGCGGGUUUUUUCUUUGUCGAGAAGAAGGAUGGGUCCUUGUGACCCUGUAUAGACUCCCGGGGGUUGAACAAAAUACCUGUUAAGGAUCGGUAUCCAUUACCUCUGUGUUUUCCUCGUUACACUCUGCCAAGAUAUUCACCAACUUAGAUUUACGGAAUGCUUACCAUCUUAUACGCAUAAGGGAUGGAGACGAGUGUUACGUUACGACACUUUGAUUACCUAGUCCUGCCAUUCAGUCUCACCAACGCCCCAGCCGUUUUUCAGUGCCUUAUAAAUGAUGUGUUAAGCGAUAUGCUUAGUCAUGGUUCAAGGGAUUAAAGGAAGAUGAUAAAGUGUAGUCUACAAUGGCCACUAUCUGUCACUAGUAACACGCACUAGACUUGAUCUCGACUUUUAUUAUUUUAUAAUUACAGUAUUCAUCUCGUAACAGGCACAAUUGUAACAUUAUAAUAAUAAUAAUAGCCAUCAUCAUGACAAUAACACGGGCUACUUUUGUAGCUGCAGUCCUCAAUUCUCAAUCCCCAACGUCAUUUCCUGUCCACAUGUCCGGAAAACAUUUUUUGAAACACAAACACAAGUAUGAGUCUUAUUUAUGUCUUAAAUGUCUUAUUUUCUCUGAUUAUAUCUACUAUAUUGGGUAAUAUGAGUGUAAAGGUGACUAUAGGGGUGUUAUUUCAUGUCUACAGGGCUCUAAUAAUGGUAAAAAUCGGGGCUUAAAUCAGUACAUUAUUUUAAGUCUGAAAUUGACAUGAAUUAAUCAGAAGUUGCUAUAUUUAUAGUUUAUUAUUCAGCUACAGUAUAUGUGUAUUGUGUAUGUGUGUAAGUGCUCUCUAAGACUUUAUUAUUUAUUUUUUUUUAAAUGAUCUGUGUGAAGUUGGUGAUUCAUGCAAACAUCCAUGGAUAGCAAGGAGGGAAAUAAUCUGUUAGCCUUGUUCACUAUAUUUUUCUCAAAAGCACCACGUUCAGUACUACAAGCAAAGUUUUCCAACUUUAUAUCACUAGCCAAAUUAUAAGCAAGCAGACAAAAAAAAACAGCAGUGACUGACGCACGAGCCGUACGCAGCUGUCUUGUGAAAUGCUCCGCGUACGUUACAAAACAAGUUUAAGAUUGCAACGUGCAUACUGCAACGUAUUGAGAGGGAUGUAAUAUUUUACCAUGCUUAUAAUGUCGUAUGUAUGUACAUACAGGCAGAAUGUUUGAUGCAGUUGUGCAGGUGUACCUAAUGUUGUGGUUAGUCAAUGCAUGUUACUGUUACCACUGUCUGUGUCCAGCCUCCGCGAAUGGAGAAGCUAGAGGUGCCAGCCUCUGAGCCAGCCAGUCAUCUAAAUGUAAUGCAUGAGAAGGGAUUCAUUUAAGGGAAACUGUUAGUAAUAGCAAGUUUUACAAUUACUGAAAUGGCGGUGCUAAGUGUAUUAACAGCAGAUGAUGUCCUAAUUUGAUGGUUGAGAUUCACUCCGCAGUUGAUCGAAAGCAUGGCAUUCAUUCAACGUUAUUGCAUGCUGUGUUUAUGUGUGUCUAAUUUCUCAUGCAAUGAAACCAAACUUUUGACUCUUUAUGCCGCUUAGGCGCCAUGUUUCUUGCUGGCUAACUGGUGAAUGGCGUCACCACUCACGCUGUGUAGCUACGCAACAUGAGUGUGAGUGGUGAGGUCAUUCAUGCCAAGUGGAAUCGAUAAGGUAAGUGAAACACUGGGAACAAGUUCUCAACAAGAAUUCAACAAGUUUUGAUUCCCAACCCCAAUUUACACAUACUAUAUUUAUCCCUGUCCCCACAAAAUGUGGACUAAUUUCUCACAAGAUGUGAUAUGUGAUUUUUUCCCUGAGCGUGCAAUUGUACCUGUUAGCAACGGCUGGAGAAGAGCUCAAGCAUUCGUCGUUUUGGACCUGAGAUGAAGGUCUUUCGUAUAUGCAUGUGGUGUUGUCACGGCGUCCAAAGUUGGACUCAUGGACAGAUAUAACUUGUCCUUCACCUGAUGAAAAGAAGAGACAAUUGUGAUGUAAGCAGGAAGGAAAUGUGGGGCGGCCAAGACAUCCAAACAAGUACCGUACUCAAGAAUAUUGAAAAUACAUAGAUCAGGGGUGUCCAAACAUUUUCUAAGGGCCACAUGCAUACAAAUUGAAAGAUGGGGGGGGGACGAGAUUGUGGGCAUUAAUGAUGCUAAAACCAAUUCAUUAUCGAUCAAUAUAAGUUCAGCUAGAUCAACAAAACAUUCACAUCUUAGCUUUGUGUUAUAGCUAACAAAGCAAAUUUGUGUCAUAUCUAAUAAUAAGGGCUGUCAAAAUGCGCUAAUAACGAGUCAGUGGAAAUUCCCUUUAAGGCCACUAUUUUUUUGAUGCAAGAUCAACGCAGCAGCAAUGCAGGUUCUGUUGAGCCACAAGCGGGAGCAAAUAUUGAGCAGAAAUAGAUAAAGAAAAGGGUAUUUUGAAUGAUAAAUUUAGCUUCAAAGCCCUGGCAGAUGGCUCUCUCGCAAAGACCAAAGUUAUUUUGAUCUAAUGUUGCUGUGAGUUCAAUUGUCACCGGACUACGUCGAGUCUCAAAUGCCACUUGCUGGACUCAGCUGGAGAAACUGCUGAAGCACCGCAAGUAUUUUUUUAUUGUCAUUUGUACAGUGGCAUACAAGUGUCUCAACUAAUGAGUGUUUUUUUAGAUACCAGCCGUGUCUCAACUGAUUUUUUGGUACACUUAUUAUACUUCUUUCUAUCUGUGAUUAAUUGUGAUGAAUUAUAACUUAACUGUGGACAAAAUGUGAUUAAUUGCGAUUAAAUAUUUUAAUCGAUUGACAGCCUUACAAAUAAUACAAGUGACCAUAUUUUGUUUACUGAAAACCAGGACACUUGGUUCAGAAAUUAGAUACUGUUCUCACAUGAUACUGGAAGUUUACUCAGAGAUAGGCUUAACCUCAUUAGGGUUGCCUAUCCCAACUGACUUAUUGGCAAGAGGCGGGGUACACGCCGGACUGGUCGCCAGCAGGGCAUAUACAGACAAACAAUCAUUCACAAACACUAUGGACUAUUUUCGUCGCCAAUUAACCUAAAAUGUAUGUUUUUGGAAUGUGGGAGAAACUGGAGUACCCGGAGAAAACCCACACACGCAUGGGGAGAACAUGCAAACUCCACACAGAGAUGGCCACCGGAGAUUCAAACCCAGAUAUUCCCGAUCUCCUGACUGUGUGGCCAACAUGCUAACCACUAGGCCACCAUGCCUUAUAAUAUCACUACAUAUAAAGUAUGCCUCCUCAGUAUGGAUGCAAAUAGUUGUAUUACAAAAUACUAACUAUAACCAAAGACACGAAUUCCAAAGGAAAAACGAUCAAAAACAUUCAAAAAUGAUCCCGGCACAAAAAUGAUUCCAAAAACAGAACGACAUAGUAACCUGACGUCAAAUGCUUGUUAAGUUUUGGAAUGUAACUAGGGCUGUGAAAUGAUUAACAUUUGAAAUCAGAUUAAUCACAUUUUCAAAUUAAUAAUCAUGAUUAAUCACAAUUUGCAACUAUGUCUGAGGUAUGCCAAUUUUUACUGCAUUUUAUUGAAAGAAAGAUAAAUGACAGGACAAAAUUAUACAUACUGUAUUUGUAUAUAUUAAGAGCUCCAAAUGAUUGAUCGAAAUGAAAGAUAGCGCACGUCUGAAAAUCUAUUUACCUAACACUAGUCUCUUUAAUAGUAGCAGAACAUUUGAAUCACAAUUUAACUGUGUUAUUAUGAGCACUGAAGGUUUGUGUUCACAGACACUACAACAUUUAAGUUGAAAUCAUAUCUUUUGAGUGUGUUUUCUGGGAUUUCCGAGCAUACUUGCAGUAAAUUGUGCCCCCCCCCCCACCAUCGAGUUACAGAGUGAGUGAUAAGAAUAUCCACUUGUUUUUCUUUAUAUUUCUGAAUUAACAAAUGAAAUAAAAUAGUUAUCAUGAAAUAAAUUAUUUACCACCGUAAACACGCUAUUUUUGACAGCCCUAAUGUGUACACCCUGGACUGGUCGCCAGCCAAUCGCAUGACUACAUAUAUUUAUAUUUUUAUAUAAUAUUUUCUGGAAAAUAUCGCAAGACAUUGGGGUGAUGGUUUGAUGUCCCCAAUUAUACUUCAACUCGGCAAGUGUCAGAGGAUUAACUGUGCAUGUGUUGAACUUUUUCUUUGUUUUUGUGGGAGGCUGCCAUGUCGGCAGCUUUUUAGCAACACUUAUUCAAAAGCUGCCCACAUGGCAGCCUUUCGGGGAUUACGUCACAUGCAGCAGCAUGCCAUGAUACCAGUCAAUUUAAUGGUCCAAUGAAAAAGGAUGAAAACUUGGACAUUUCAUCACUUUCUAAAAUAUAAAAAGGACGGCCAGGACAUGAUGUGAAAACAGGACAUGUCCUAGGAAAACAGGAUGUUUGGUCACUCCAAUUAAUCUAUCUAAUUUAAAAUUAAUUUGUUUUAUUUUUACAAUAUGGAACUGCACUUUGGACACCGCUAACAUGUACAAAUCAAUUGUAAACUAUAUAAACCAUAAAAACAAGUCAAUCUUACCACAUGACAAAUGUGCCAAAGAGUUCUCACAUGCCAAGACGCGAACUGAUCAAAUCAAAUAAAACAUGUUAGCCAUCAUGUGAUCCACACUGUUUACAACUUACAUGCUGGAGUUUCCACACAUACUCGCUGGUAUGCAGGUAAAGUUGGUCUCCAAGUAUUUAAAGAUGCCCCCGCAGGGAUCAGAAGUUUGGAAAUCAUUGAUGUUCAUUUCACAGCUUUUCUUGCCAUUACAUCUGCAGAAAUGAUUUUACAAAAAUGUGUGAUACAGCAGAAGAAACACAAAAGCACUGACGGCUGACACCUCAGGUGUGCAACACAGUCAUUCUUACAGGAAAAUCAAUCUUAGUUCCUCAUUCGUAGUUGUCAUCAGUUAUAUAUCUUAUUAUAUAUCUAUUUUUUCAGUUGUAUAAUAAAACAUAUAAGCACUUUAUACUAUUUAAUGAUCAUGGUAAUGUUUCUUUGUUUUGGAGAUGCUUAACAAGUUCCAUUAAAUAACACAUUAUGUUUUCACUUGCACAAUUCAACAUGACCAAAAAGAAGUGGGAAGAAGCAAAGCUUCUCUAUGUUUCACCAAGUACUGAAAAUGUGUUCACUUCCUGUGUUUGACAUGUUAAAGGGAUAGUUCGGACAUGAAUUUGGAUGACAUUCCCAUCAGCUGUGUAGUGCAUCAACAGUGACUUACCCCCCACUUUGCCCCGUGAGCGGAGUUCUGGUCGGAAUUCGGUGAGGAGGAACGUAGUUCCGGUUAGUUGAUGGGGUCACCUAAGUCAAGAGUUUGGCUUCUCAAAACAAUAUGCGUUCAAAAGAUGAAUACAUUUGCAUCACAAAACCGUUGCGAACAAAAAAGUCAGACCUUUCAGUCGCUUAAUUGGCGUUAUUUUCUCUGUUCCUAUUUUCUAUGUUCGUAUCACUACGUGUGUUCCACAGUGUUUACAUGCGCAGAUGAAGACCACUGUGACAGGAGACUCUUGCGUCGCGACAGUCUCCAUCCACUGUGGAAUAUAUAUACAACAAUGGACAGGCGAGAGGGCGUAGUGAUACGAAC